UACAAUCAGUUUGGAAAUAUCUGCAAUUUCUACCAUGUAUUGUUUGUUUUUAUUAUGUGGACUAGUUUUGGUUUAUUGUCAUGCUGAUGAAUGCAGUUAUCCAUACCGACGAGUUGGUAAAGGAUGUUAUCUUAUACAAAAAGAUAAAAUAUCUGGUGAUGCUGCUUUUGCAAAAUGCUUACGACGUGGUGCAUAUCUAGCGAACUUUGAAACAUUAAAUGAAGCAAUGUUGAUGAAAUAUGAACUCGUUAAAAUGAACACAGGUGUACACUUUUAUGUUGGUAGACGUAACAUCAAUAGAUAUAAGACCGGUGGUGAUUGGAGAUGGAUAAAGAAGGACGGAGAGAUGGUCAAGAUGACAUACUUUGCAUUUGAUAAUGGAGAACCAAAUGGAACUUUGAAGUCUGCACAAGAUUGUAUGUUCUUUCUUGCUUCUAGAGAAUACAAAUUCCAUUCUGUUACGUGCGCAAACAGAGGUUCGCUUGGAGGUUAUAUUUACGAGAAAUAAAUUAUGACCAUUUU
Messenger RNA from Mytilus californianus (California mussel), 522 nucleotides. RefSeq lists its product as uncharacterized. NCBI's taxonomy places the organism in Eukaryota, Metazoa, Mollusca, Bivalvia, Mytilida, Mytilidae. The coding region runs from base 35 to 508 and encodes 157 amino acids. The record is from RefSeq and is a predicted model, not a curated record. The transcript is spliced from 4 exons.